Molecule: messenger RNA, 264 nt
Organism: Bipolaris victoriae FI3
Lineage: Eukaryota; Fungi; Ascomycota; Dothideomycetes; Pleosporales; Pleosporaceae
Exons: 1
Coding region: 1-264 (87 amino acids)
Source: RefSeq, a predicted model, not a curated record
AUGGACGGUGCUGGGCGAGGGCUGGUGGGCGACGAGGGCGCGUGUGUUCUAGAGGGCCAUGGUUGCGCGCGGUGCACGGCCGCGGUGGUUGUGAGCAACACACGGCCUCUGGGAGCAUCAGGUGGAUCUGGCUCCUCCUUUACUACUGCUACUGCUACUGCUACUACUGCUGGUCACGGAAAAGCAUCAUUCACCCUCGCUGCCACCAUUGCCUCCCAUCACCUCUUCUCUCUCCAUCUCGCCACCUGCUCUCCCUGCGUCUGA